AUGAAGAUCUACGCCAUCUACGUCGUCCACAACAACAUCAAGCCCGCCAAGGCCAUCGUCGACGCCAAGGACUUGACCAGUUUUGGCUUCUUCCAGCGCUCCAGCAUCGGAGAGUUCAUGACCUUCAUGGCCCAGACCAUUGCUGAGAAGACUCAGCCCGGUCAACGUCAAAGCAUUGAAGAGUCCAACUAUGUGGGCCAUGUGUAUGCUAGAGCAGAGGGCGUUGCAGGAGUCGUGAUCACGGACAAGGAAUACCCCCCUCGCGUGGCAUUUUCGCUUCUCAACAAGAUCCUGGACGAGUUCACAACUCGGUUCCCUAACAACCAGCUCUGGACACCCGAGCAGUGCUCGUACCCGGAAUUGCAGCAGUACAUUGUGACCUACCAGGAUCCCAAGCAGGGCGACACUAUUAUGAAGGUCCAGCGCGAGUUGGACGAGACCAAGAUCAUCCUUCAUAAGACCAUCGAGUCUGUCCUGGAGCGUGGCGAGAAGAUGGAGAGCCUUGUCGAGCGCUCGGAUGUACUCUCGAGUCAGUCCAAGAUGUUCUACAAGACUGCCAAGAAGCAGAAUGCAUGCUGUAUCAUCUGCUAA
Messenger RNA from Linnemannia hyalina, 591 nucleotides. Lineage: Eukaryota; Fungi; Mortierellomycota; Mortierellomycetes; Mortierellales; Mortierellaceae. The record is from the annotation of a GenBank genome assembly.